Anopheles nili is the source of this 1301-nucleotide messenger RNA. Its product is annotated as adult enhancer factor 1-like. Bases 1 to 1209 code for a protein of 402 amino acids. Gene Ontology annotation, molecular function: zinc ion binding. The transcript has 2 exons. The record is from RefSeq and is a predicted model, not a curated record. Gene Ontology annotation, cellular component: nucleus. NCBI's taxonomy places the organism in Eukaryota, Metazoa, Arthropoda, Insecta, Diptera, Culicidae.
AUGGAUUUAACAAUCUACAGCGAUGUUCCCAGUGAUACGCCUGGCACGUACUGUCGCUUUUGCUUCCGCGAAACCAGCCUGGUACCAAUCUUUCAUCCCACCACAAGUGAACCGCUGAACCUGGAGCUGAUAACGGUAAUCGUGGAUUGCAUUGGCGUUUUGUUAAAACCCGAGCUGGACUUCCCGUCUGCAGCGUGCCAGAGCUGCCUGCAGCUCAUGCAGGAGUUCCAUCACUUCCGAAGGCGCGCCCGAGAAUACGACAAAAUCAUACGGUCCAAGAUUUUACCGCGAAUCGAACCGGAAGUGAUCAUCGUGAAGCAGGAAUCGGUGGACAUCGACAACCUGUACGAUCAUGAGCACGCCGCAGACAAGGAGAGCAGUAGUAGCAGUACCCUCACAGCAGACGAAUCUCGUGACGCUCCUAUUGAUGUCCUUGAUCAGCUGCAGCUGCUGCAUCAUCAGCAUCAGCUGCAGCAACAGCAGCAGCUGCUGUUGCAUCAACAGGUGCAGAACCUGCAACAAAAUGAUGCCCAGUACCAGCGGCCACAGGAUCACCAAAUGCACCACGAAGAGCAGGAACCAAAGUUUAGCAUGAGUGCCAUUUUCAACGCGCAAGCAGCAAAUGCCUUGGCCGCAGUAGCAGCGGCUGCAGCGGCCGCCCCAAUCCGCACCCAAACACGUAGUCAGUCGAAACGACAGCCCCCGGCAACCGGGACCAGUGCGGCACCGGCACUCGAAGAUAACCGAUGCAUGGUGUGCGGCGAAAAAUUCCAAUCCCGUGACGUAUGGGUAGCGCACUUGGCGGUGCACACGGUCGAGCGACCGUUCCAGUGCCACAUUUGUUUGGCGCAGUUUAAAACCAAAUACGUACAACAGAACCAUAUCCGGACGGUGCACGAAAACGUCCGCAGCUACCGGUGUCCGAUCUGUACCGAGCCUAGUCGAAUGUUUAAGAGCAAGCGCACGCUCGAGGACCACAUGCGCUACCACACGGGCGAGCGGCCGUUCGUGUGUUGCAUUUGUAAGAUAACCUUCUCGUCGGGAUCCGUGCACCGCAAUCACAUGUACCGGGUGCAUCGGGAGAUGCGCAAAAAGGAUCGCCGCUGCAACUACUGCGGUAAGGUGUUCGAUCGCAUUCUCGACCUGAAACGCCACCAAACGAGCUACUGUGAGAAAAUCAUCGGCCGGGAAAUGGCCGAUCGAUUAUAGGCAACUGUGCCAACGAUUUGAUGGGGUUCUUCGUAGGGUUCCUCGAACAGAUCGGUGGAGAAGCCCCCGGCAUGAAAGGGUCGGGGGAAAUA